AUGGAAGAUGACGUCGAGGAGAAAGUGGAGGAAGCUGACCGACUUCUUCCUCCCCAGUCUCUUCCCUCUAACUCCUCCUCAUACGAAUCUCGUGACAAGAUCGUGAUCGUCGAUUUCGAAUCAGCCGAGGAUCCCGCCCCGGCGCCACCUCCUUUCUCGUGGCGGAAACUGUGGCAUCGCCGGCUACUCUCUCCUAUGGCUCUUAAUGUGGGCCACCGCCACGGGAUACUGAUUCAGAUGCUCUCCGCUAGACUCGGUGUCGCCACCGGUAAGCAUCUUGCUGAGCUCUGCCACCACGAGUAUCCUACUUGGGCGAGGUAUUUGCUUGUGUCUAUGGCUGAGCUUGCUCUCAUCGCAGCUGAUAUUCAAGAAGUUAUCCGUAGUGCAAUUGCCAUUCAGAUUCUUAGCCGUGGCGUCUUGCCUCUCCGGGCUGGUGUUGUCAUUACCGCCUGUCGAGGAAAAUCGACCCAAAGAGGAAAUCACGGGUUCAAGAGGCGCUUAUUUUACUAUUUGAUCGAGUCAUCUGUCGCGCUUUUCAUCUCUUUCAUGAUUCACUUGUUUGUAACUACUGUAUUUGCAAAAGGGUUUUACGGAACCGAGAAAGCUAAUAACAUGGGCUUAGUUAAUGCUGGUCAGUAUCUUCAAGACAAGUUUGGAGGUGGGCUUCUCCCGGUUCUCUAUAUCUGGGGAAUCGCUGUUGUUAACAGCCGGACAAAGCAGUACCAUAUAACUGGUACAUAUGCUGGACAGUUUAUAAUGGGAGGGUUUCUGAACCUCCGUCUUAAGAAAUGGAUGAGGGCGGUUAUAACAAGAAGCUGUGCUAUUGUGCCCACCAUGAUUGUCGCUAUCGUGUUCAACACUUCUGAAGCUUCCUUGGAUGUUUUGAAUGAAUGGCUCAAUGUGCUUCAGUCUGUACAGAUCCCUUUUCCUCUUCUCCCUCUUCUAACAUUGGUAUCUAAAGAAGAAACUAUGGGAGAUUUCAAGAUUGGACCUAUUCUCCAGAGAAUAGCAUGGACUGUGGCUGCACUUGUGAUGAUCAUCAAUGGGUACCUUCUGUUGGAUUUCUUUGUAUCAGAAGUUAACGGGUUUAUGUUUGGAGUUACGAGAUAGCUAGCUGCACAAAAAUAACUCCCCCUCAGGCCAUAUGUUUACAUUUUGAAGAUACAACGUUAUAUACAAACCCAAAUUCAGGCACUAACAACGUCCAACACAAGGCUUCAACCUUCUUUACGCCUUGUCUCUUAUGGUAACAUCCUCAAAGAAAGCAAGAGGCAGCUCGGGUGAAACAGGCAUGGUCGCAACAUACUUGAACUGCAUCACCAAGAUAUUUAGAUAUUCAACAUCUAGAAAUGUUGUUGUAACAUAUACUAAGAUACAAUUUUAUAUCAUUGUAAUGCUGUUUUUUUUUUUACCUUAUGUUGCUUGUAUUUAUUUCUAACAGCUUCUAGAUCGUUCCCUCUUCUGCUUAGAUACAAGUCAUGUAUAAUACCCACACAUUGUUGCAGAUCAGACGCUUUGUACUUUGUGUACUCUUCU
This is a messenger RNA of Eruca vesicaria subsp. sativa (arugula), 1536 nucleotides long. Lineage: Eukaryota; Viridiplantae; Streptophyta; Magnoliopsida; Brassicales; Brassicaceae. The record is from the annotation of a GenBank genome assembly.